Molecule: messenger RNA, 447 nt
Organism: Zea mays
Lineage: Eukaryota; Viridiplantae; Streptophyta; Magnoliopsida; Poales; Poaceae
Product: polyadenylate-binding protein 2
Exons: 4
Coding region: 1-447 (148 amino acids)
Molecular function (GO): poly(A) binding
Source: RefSeq, a predicted model, not a curated record
AUGCACCACCUAUCUUCCUCCUCCCCCUUAGAGGAUGCAUUCUCUAACACAACCAAUAAUCGAUCUUUUUCUGUAUGUGUAGAUCCCAAUGCAACCACAUCUGAAAACAAAGAGGAGAUGGAUUCUCGGUUGGUAUUCGUUGGAAAUGUUGACUAUGCAUGCACUCCAGAAGAAGUGCAGCAGCACUUUAAUUCUUGUGGAAUUGUUAACAGAGUGACAAUCCUGACUGACAAGUUUGGGCAACCAAAAGGUUUUGCUUAUGUGGAAUUUGUUGAAGUUGAAGCUGUUCAGGAAGCUAUUAAGUUGAAUGAAUCAGAAUUGCAUGGUCGCCAGCUCAAGGUGGCACUGAAGAGGACUAACAUUCCUGGGAUGAAGCAACCCCGCGGUCGAGGUUUCAAUCAAUACCGGCCAUAUGCUUUCCUAUAUCUUCGUGUACAUGUGAUUUAA